ACUUUCGUUACGUAAGUGUUUGACAUUUGCCUGGAUUCGCCGUAUAAAAACAAAACAGUUCUCAUGCUGAGACAUUAGUUACUUUCGCAACGAUCAACUAACCAACUCAGCCUCAGAAUGAUGAAGUUCAUGUGCCUCUGCAUCUGCGCCAUUGCUGCCGCUUCGGCCAACCCCUAUGGAGGAUCUCGCGGUGGAUACGGCGCCCCCGUUGGCGGUUAUGCCUACCAGGUGCAGCCUGCUCUGACCGUUAAGGCCAUCGUCCCCUCGUACGGCGGCGGCUAUGGUGGACACCGGCAGGGCGGAUAUGGCGGUAGCCACGAGGUUCCUGUGGAAUCGGUCUACACCGGCUCCAACUACCACCGCUCUGGCUACGGCGGUGCUCCGCCAGUCGACCGAGAGGCCAUUGCCCUGGCCAAGCUUGCUCUGGCCGCUCCCAGCGCCGGCAAUCCUCUGGUCUGGAAGGAGGGACCCCGCUAUGUGGAGCGCUCUUAUGAGCCCAGGGGCUAUGGACCCCGUCAGGAGUACGCUCGCGGCGAGGAGGCCAAGGGUGCUUCGGCGGCGGCUGCUUCCAGCUCCGUGGCUGGCCAGAAGGGAUACAAGAAGUCCGGCUACUAAGUGGCAAAACCACAAGAACAGUGAUCCAGUUACUUACCUAAGCAACUACGUCUAAAUAAUAAAACCAAGAAACAUCAAGACUUAAA
This is a messenger RNA of Drosophila kikkawai, 701 nucleotides long. RefSeq names its product Chorion protein 18 (gene Cp18). Gene Ontology annotation, cellular component: egg chorion. NCBI's taxonomy places the organism in Eukaryota, Metazoa, Arthropoda, Insecta, Diptera, Drosophilidae. Gene Ontology annotation, biological process: multicellular organism development. The record is from RefSeq and is a predicted model, not a curated record.